This is a messenger RNA of Diachasma alloeum, 2663 nucleotides long. It is a transcript of the gene drm, whose product is annotated as protein drumstick. The transcript is spliced from 2 exons. Gene Ontology annotation, biological process: regulation of transcription by RNA polymerase II; embryonic hindgut morphogenesis; embryo development. The coding region runs from base 78 to 383 and encodes 101 amino acids. The record is from RefSeq and is a predicted model, not a curated record. Lineage: Eukaryota; Metazoa; Arthropoda; Insecta; Hymenoptera; Braconidae. Gene Ontology annotation, cellular component: nucleus. Gene Ontology annotation, molecular function: RNA polymerase II transcription regulatory region sequence-specific DNA binding; DNA-binding transcription factor activity, RNA polymerase II-specific.
GAGAGAGAGAGAGUGAGAGAGGUAUAGUCAAGUCUGUUGAGGUCUCGUGAACGAGGGAGCGGUGGGAAUUUAUAAGGAUGUUCGCGAUAAUGCCGAUGGAGACAGAGGGGCACGGCAGGGAGUUCGGCCGCCGGCAGAAGAUGCGCGCCAAGUGCACAGUCGAGUUCGUCUGCAAGUACUGCCAGCGGCGUUUUACCAAGCCCUAUAACCUCAUGAUACAUGAGCGCAGUCACAAGGACGACGUGACCUUCACCUGUGAGGUCUGCGGAAAGUCCUUCAAACGACAGGACAAUCUCAAACAGCACAGGAGCAUACACUCUGUUCCUUACAAGGGUUCCAACGGCUACUCGAAUGGCUAUUCGAAUGGCUACUCUAGGUAUUAGAAGCCAUGUCCAGCCGACUCUCCCUUACUCCCCACCCCAACCUGCCCCGUAGAUGAUUUUUUUUUAUUCCAUUAUUUUUUUUUUCAUCAAACUAUCUGUAGGAUUCUAUCUGCCAGUAAAUGUAAACGAGAUUUCUUAACCGAUCCCCCUUUUUUAACCCUCAACCCUACGAAAUCCGAGAGGAGAAAUUUUAAAAAACAAAGAUGCCAAGAUACACCGGAUGUCAUCGAGCUAUCGCCACUUUGGGUCUUAAGUCCCAAAUCACCUGGAUUAUGGAUGGAAAAUCUGCUAUCGUUGAAACAUCUGUAAGAUAGCGGUGUGUGAAUAAAAAUAAAGCGAUAUUUAUUUUGGGCCUUAUUACAUCGUGCGGGGCCCAAUGUGGUGAAUUCCUUCGGGCAGAUGUCCGUAAAUUGGACUACGUAAUAACCGGCCCCACCGUCCGACUGGAUGGAGAAACCUGGCUACCGAAGUGUAGCAAUGAACGGCUACUGUGGAGCACGCCCAGGCCCCAGGCGACAUUUGGGCCUCAUCUUCGGCCAGCUGUAAUGCCGGUGCUUCCACCAGUGAUACUGAUAUUAUUGCGGUAUAUAAUUGAGAAAAUUGAUUCCACCAUUAUCAUUAUUCAAUUUUGAAUUGUUUUCCUUCUGAAAUGGGCCUUGCUUGAUAAUACCAUUGGGUCUUAUCUUGAAAUUCAAUGUUUUCUGAUAAGAUAGCGUGCGGAACAGCAGUAUAUUGAUAGCAGACUAUUUAUUCAACUUCAAGGACUUUCCCAUAAUAAAUUGCGUUGAAGUUGAUAAGUCCCAAAAUGAGACUUUUUGGGCCUUAUGAUUAAAAAUUUAUAAAAUCGCGCACGGAACGAGUGUACACUUAUACCAGAUUAUUUGUUCAGUCUCAAGCAGAAUGCUAAAGAAUGGGCCUUAUGAGAAAAAUUUGGGUUUUACGAGGUUGUAUAUUCAUGGAAAUAUGAAGUGAUGAAAUUGCGCACAUUUCAAUUUUGUGAUACUUUUGAGAUUUAUUAAAGAAUUGUAUCGAAGUUGAUAAGUCCCAAAAUGGAACUUAUUUUUGGGCCUUAUCAUUAAAAAUGUGCCUUAUCCGAAAAUUUUGUAAGUUCUUUGAAAUUAAUGGUGAAAUAGGAAGGAACAACGAACUCAUUUCGAAAUCUAGUGAAAACUAUUGGGCCUUAUCACGAAAAAAAUCAAUUUUUUUCAAUGUAAUGUUCACGUCAAAACGCAGACUCUUCCAUAAUUUUCUGGUUGACUUACCUUGAUCAGAUCAAGAGAAGCAUCAACAACAUGGUGGUCUGAGGGGUUCCGUACGGUCCAGUUUCCACUGGGUAAACAGCAAGUCUCCGCUUGUCACUUUGUAUUUUAGCCGCGACAAUUAUCACAUCUGCCAAUCUAAAUCAAUCGCAUGGAAAUGGCCACAAAUGAUUAAUUGGAUUUUAAUUCGCGCGUUUGCCCCAGUCAAUCGAUGUCUGUCGAUACCCAUUCCCUUUACGUCAUCGGUUUGGGACUUGAUACAUGAAAAAAAAAAGUUCGGGGAAUUUUGCAAUGAUUUUGACCUCGAGCCGCCUUCAAUUUAGGUUUUAUUAAUUAAUUUACAUGCCUUAUUUAUUUAUUUCUAAUUUUUUCGAUCAAUAUAAAUAUUCUUCGGUUGUUUAAAACGGCGGACAAAGGAGUGAUUCGAGGUCUCGAUCAUUCGCGAAAUUAAUUUACAAAAAAAUUGUUUAUGAUAAUAAAUCCGUGAAUCUAGGUGUCUCCUCUCAUUUCAUUAUUCAAGAUUCUUAUUAAUUAUGUCAUGUGAAAUAAUAUAAACAUUGUGUCGACGGUUGUGGCGACUCGAGGGUCUAUCGAGAUAUAGCUUUCCAGCCUGAGUCAAAAGAAAAAACAUUUGUUUCUUAAUCAAAAGAAAAAUGAAAAUUGUCUCGCCGGCAAUUCCAAGAGCAGCGACAAAAACUAUAGCAGAAAAAAAAAAUUUUAACCUGAAAAAAAAUAAUAAAAUGAGACUGCAGUCGCGCUUUGUAAAUAGCUUUACUGUGUUUUUAAUAUUAUUAUAUUAUAUAAAUAAUACAAUCAAUCAUAUAUUAUUAUUUUAUAUAAAUAUUAUCAAAAUAGUUGGAUAGUCAUUUCUUCUGGCGCUGAAAAAAAAAAAAAUACAUUCUCCUGUCACUGAAAUCGUGUCUUGAGAGUAUGCAAUGUUUUUUUUUUCAAUUUGAUUUUUUAUUAUAUUAAUUCUCUUGUCCAUGCUCUAGUAUUAUUUCCGCCCCAUUGUACCUAGUAC